CUAGUAUGAAAACGAUCAAAUCAGGCCCUCUCUGUAGACACACCAUCAAUUCCGCUCCUCUCACAUACAAUACAAUUACUUUAAUAGAACCCCAAUUUCUUAAUGGGGUUCUUCUCUAAUCAAGAUUUGAAUCUUUGAUUAUCUUAUAGGCCUCAGUAGCUUUUUGUGAUUUAAUUUGGGCUCUCAAACCAAUCUUUCAUUGGAUUGAGUAAUGUGGAUGAAUUGAUAAAAAGAGCUGAUAAUGGGAAGUUUUUUUCGUGGUUUUGUGUUGCCAUCUCUGCUCUUAUCAGCUGGUUUACUCAAUUGGAGUUUGAUUUCUCUUGUCAAUUUGGUGUCUUCUCUUCUUCUGCGAUUUACUGCACCAAAAAGAGGAUUCCGUUUCAAAGGGAGAGUUCUGUUGUGGUUUGUUUUUCUAUUUUCAGUUCUUACUAUUCUGCUGGAAGUGGUUUUUCUUAUUGUAUCGGCUAUUUUGGGUGCGGAACGGGCAUUAGCUGAUGCCUGGUGGAUGAAACUUAUUGGAUUGAUGAAAGUGAAGUCAUGGAGGUCGCCCUCAGUAAUUUAUCUCUUGGUUCUGCAACUAUUAUCUGCUGGCGUUACUUUAUUUGAAAUCUAUGGUAACAGAUUUCGCUUGGCUCAGCUGCAGGAUUCCCAAUGGGAACAUCUCUUAUCAGUUCUGGAACAAAUUGGUUCCUGUCUUAGAGUGAGUUCUUGCUUAUUUCUGCCUGCUCUUCAAUUGAUUGUGGGAAUUAGCAAUCCCUCUUGGCUUUCUCUACCGUUCUUUAUUUGUAGCUGUGUGGGCCUAGUUGAUUUGUCUUUAACAAGCAACUUUUUAGGUUUAUUCAGGUGGUGGAAGUUUCUUUGGCUAUAUGCUGGUUUCAACAUUUGUCUGCUUUAUUUUUAUCAGCUCCCUAUCGCAUUUCCACAGAUGUUCUAUGUAGUAGCUGAUUAUAUUGGUCUAUACAAGAUAUCAACAAACUCUGGUUGGCAAGAAAUCUGUUCUGGCCUCUCUCUUUUGGCAUUCUACUAUUUGAUCUCUUUGGUUAAGGAUGAUUUGGAGGAAAUGUAUUUCAUCAUGACCAUGAGCGAAGGGAACUUAACUGAGCGGCUUCUUCCCUUGCGGCAUUCCUUUUUUGUUCGCGAAAACAGAUCUGGUGUGAGGCAUACUAAUGUUUUAUUGAGGAGAACAGUUUUCCGAAUUUUCACUAUCAACUUUUUCACGUACGGCUUCCCGGUCUCAUUGUUUGCCCUUUCUUUUUGGAGCUUCCAUUUUGCAAGUAUAUGUGCGUUUGGACUGCUUGCAUAUAUUGGCUACAUCUUGUACGCUUUUCCAUCCUUGUUUCGUCUACAUCGAUUGAAUGGGUUGCUUCUAGUCUUCAUUCUUUUGUGGGCAGUUAGCACGUAUGUAUUUAAUGUGGGCUUCGUUUUCCUCAACUGGAAGCUCGGGAAGGACAUGGAGAUCUGGGAGAUGGUUGGGUUGUGGCAUUAUCCUAUUCCUGGCUUCUUCCUGCUCGCACAGUUUUUCCUUGGAAUCCUUGUUGCAGUUGGUAAUCUCGUAAAUAACUCUGUUUUUCUGUGCAUGUCAGAUGAAGAAAACCAAUCAUCAAGUGACAGCUUCAGUGAAGAAGUGAAAGAAGAGACCAAAGUGUUGAUUGUGGCAACAGUUGCCUGGGGAUUACGGAAAUGUUCUCGGGCUAUUAUGCUAGUAUUAAUAUUCCUUAUUGCAACAAAACCUGGAUUCAUCCAUGCUGUGUAUAUGGUAUUCUUUUUUGUUUAUCUUCUGAGCCACGAUAUCAAUGAAAAGAUGCGCCAGUCUUUAAUCCUUCUAUGCGAGGCUCAUUUUGCCAUCCUGUAUAUUCUUCAGCUUAAUCUGAUCUCUAAAACACUGGAACGUGAAAGCUCAUUGAGUAUGGUGAUCCUAUCUCAGUUGGGUCUCCUCCAAAGUGAUAGCUAUUGGGACUUCCUCGAAAUAGCGGUGCUUGCAUGCUUCUGUGCAGUUCAUAACCAUGGCUUUGAUGUGUUAUUCUCAUUUUCAGCCAUUGUACAGCAUACACCCUGUCCUCCUGUGGGAUUUAGCAUUUUAAAAGCUGGGUUGAACAAAUCAGUCCUGUUGUCUGUUUAUGCCUCUUCCAGCAGUAGAGACCAUGAUCAUGAUCAUUCACAUGAAAAAAGGAUAGCUUCAUACCUCAGUGCCAUAGGGAAGAAAUUUUUGUCUGUAUAUAGAUCAUUUGGAACCUAUAUAGCUUUUGUGACCAUUCUUAUCACUGUGUAUCUGGUGAAACCCAACUACAUAUCUUUUGGGUACAUCUUCCUUCUUCUCCUCUGGAUCAUUGGAAGACAACUAGUCGAGAAGACAAAAAGACGCCUAUGGUAUCCAUUAAAACUCUAUGGAAUUUUAGUGUUUGUUCUCAUCUAUAGUUUGAGCAUUUUCCCAACUUUUGAGGCCUGGAUGUCCAGAAAUUUUGAUAUUCAGUUGUACCUUGGCUAUGACCAUGAAGCAUCACUAUUGGAAAAUGUAUGGCAGUCUCUUGCAAUUGUAAUUGUAAUGCAAAUGUAUAGCUAUGAAAGGCGACAAAGCAAAUACAUCCAUUCGGAAGAUCCUGGUCCAUCACAGUUUGGGAUAUUUGGUUUCGUCAGACGGUUUCUCAUUUGGCACAGUCAAAAAAUUUUGUUCGUUGCACUGUUUUAUGCAUCUUUAUCUCCAAUAAGUGCAUUUGGGCUUUUCUAUCUUCUGGGUCUUGUCCUCUGUUCAACCCUGCCAAAAGCUUCCCGAAUACCAUCCAAGCUGUUCUUGAUUUACACUGGACUUAUAGUGGCCACUGAAUAUCUGUUUCAGAUGUGGGGUAAAGAGGCUGGGAUGUUUCCUGGUCAAAAGCAUUAUGCUUUAUCUCUUAUCUUGGGCCUUGAGGUAUAUAGACCAAGCUUUUGGGGACUUGAAGCAGGUUUGAGGGCUAAAGUGCUGGUGAUUGCUGCAUGUACACUUCAGUAUAAUGUUUUCCAUUGGUUGGAAAAGAUGCCAACUUCUCUUUUAAAUGGCACUAGAUCUGGGGAACCUUGUCCACUGUUUGUCUCAGAAGAAGAUAUAUUGCCUUUAGUUUCCGAUGGGGAAAACAAGCCAGCUGCAAACUCCAGUGGAUUGUCUACACAAGGGAUGCGGGCAACAAGCAAGUCAUGGCCAUACUUUGGCCAGAAUAUCCAUCAAUCAUCUCAUGACGUGUCCUCUACAACAGGAGUCUCUGAUGAUAGCAGUAGAAGAAAAUAUUCUUUUGGUUCCAUCUGGGGAAGCAGAAAGGAGAGUCAUAAAUGGAAUAAGAAGCUUGUUCUUGCACUGAGAAAAGAAAGACUUGAAAUGCAGAAGGCUACCUUGAAAAUUUAUUUGAAGUUUUGGGUGGAGAAUAUGUUCAACCUCUUUGGGCUUGAGAUCAAUAUGGUUGGACUGCUUCUCGCCAGCUUUGCUUUACUUAAUGCUGUCUCCUUGCUCUACAUUGCUUUGCUAGCUGCUUGUGUUCUUCUGAGACGACGAAUCAUUCGUAAAGUUUGGCCGAUUUUUGUAUUUUUGUUUACUUUGAUUCUUCUGCUGGAGUACUUUGCCAUGUGGAAGAGCUUGAUGCCUUUAAAUAAGCACCUACCAAAUCAGUCCGUGCAUUGUCAUGAUUGCUGGAGCAGCUCGGAUGCAUAUUUUGAUUAUUGUAAAAAGUGUUGGCUUGGGCUUACUGUUGAUGACCCUCGAAUGCUGAUCAGUUAUUAUGUGGUCUUCAUGCUUGCAUGUUUCAAGCUCCAUGCUGAUCGCACAUCCAGUUUAUCAGGGUCAUUUACGUACCGUCAGAUGGUCUCACAGCGCAAGAAUUCUUUUGUGUGGCGAGAUCUAUCAUUUGAAACCAAAAGCAUGUGGACCUUUCUUGACUACUUGAGGCUCUACUGCUAUUGUCAUCUUUUGGAUCUUGUACUUGCUUUGAUUCUGAUAACAGGUACCCUCGAGUAUGAUAUUCUGCAUCUUGGAUAUCUUGGCUUUGCUCUGAUCUUCUUCCGAAUGAGACUUACGAUUUUGAAAAAGAAAAAUAAGAUAUUCAAGUAUCUUCGCAUAUACAAUUUUGCUGUUAUAGUUCUCUCUCUGGCCUAUCAGUCUCCAUUUAUUGGUGAUUUCAAUGCGGGAAAAUGUGAAACAAUAGAUUACAUUUAUGAGAUGAUUGGAUUCUACAAAUAUGAUUAUGGCUUUCGAAUUACCUCGAGAUCAGCUUUGGUCGAGAUCAUUAUUUUUGUGCUUGUCGCACUGCAAUCAUACAUGUUCUCUUCCCCAGAAUUUGAUUAUGUGUUCCGUUAUCUUGAGGCGGAACAAAUUGGUGCUGUUGUACGCGAGCAAGAGAAGAAAGCUGCCUGGAAGACUGCACAGUUACAGCACAUUCGUGAAUCUGAGGAGAAGAAACGCCAGCGAAAUUUGCAAGUGGAGAAGAUGAAAUCAGAGAUGCUCAACCUACAAAUACAGCUUCAUAGUACUGAAGCAAAUUCUGCUGCCACUCGUGGUGACACUUCUCCUGCUAGUGAGGGUUUAAGGAGGAGGAAGAAUCUUUCACAUCCGAACUUAGGGGAAAGACACCCAGAUAAACUGGAGAUAAAUGUUAAUUCAGACCCUGUGUUUUCUCAUGAUUUCCCUGAAUCUCCAAGUAGUGCUAGGGCAGAAAGCCCAUUGGCGACAGAACUAAUGAAUCACCCGAUGGUAGCUUCUAUAUGUGAGAUAAGUGAAAUUGAAGAAGAUGCAGGUCAUAAUACUUUGAACCCGGAUAAAGAAAACAAAAGAAAAGGCCAAUCCAAGGAUAACCCUUUGGUUUCUGCAGUACAGUUGAUUGGUGAUGGUGUUUCUCAAGUACAGUCCAUCGGAAAUCAGGCUGUAAGCAAUAUUGUGAGCUUUCUGAACAUUCCACAAGAUGAUUCUGAUUCUAAUGGGACCUCAACUGCUGGGGAUGGAAUAUCUUAUGAGAGAGAGGGUGAAAAUGCUACACACACUCAUCUGGAUCGUUCUUCUUCUCUGCAAUCUGAUAGGAGUAGAACGUCUGAAACAGCAAGUUUGCAAAUUGGGAGAAUCUUCCAUCACAUAUGGUCCCAGAUGCGUUCAAAUAAUGAUGUUGUAUGCUAUUGUUGCUUUCUUCUCGUCUUCCUUUGGAAUUUCAGUUUGCUUUCUAUGGUGUACCUGGCAGCUCUCUUUUUAUAUGCUCUUUGUGUGAAUACUGGGCCAAGUUACAUCUUUUGGGUCGUCAUGCUAAUCUACACAGAGAUAUACAUUUUAGUCCAGUAUCUUUAUCAAAUAGUUAUUCAGCACUGUGGUUUCAGCAUCCAGUCAACUACUCUUCAAGAGUUGGGUUUUCCUACAAAACGGAUAACAUCUGCUUUUGUAAUAAGCUCGCUGCCGUUAUUUCUGGUCUACUUGUUUACCCUCUUACAGAGCUCUAUAACAGCAAAAGAUGGUGAAUGGUUUUCUCUAGGAUACAGUAAUUGGAAAAGGAGACUCUUGGACCCAAAGGAGGACCUCGUGGCAUCUGGGUGGAGUGAGAAGGCGAACAAGCUCUUCCUUCCCAUAAAAAAUAUGGUGAAAAUGGUGAUUAGAGGCUGUUGUAGGUAUUGGAAAUCACUAACACAGGAGGCAGAAUCGCCACCGUACUUUGUCCAGUUGUCCAUGGAUGUCCACGUGUGGCCAGAGGAUGGAAUCCAACCGGAGAGGAUUGAAUCUGGAAUAAAUCAAUUGCUAAGGCUUAUGCAUGAUGAUAGAUGCAAAAACCAAAACCCCAGCCAUUGUUCUUGUUCUAGUAGGGUCCAAAUUCAAAGCAUUGAAAAGAGUAGUGAAAAUCCAUACAUCGCAUUGGCUGUUUUCGAGGUGGUUUAUGCCUGCCCAUCGACAGAAUGUACACCUGAACAG
Nicotiana tabacum (common tobacco) is the source of this 5905-nucleotide messenger RNA. The record is from RefSeq and is a predicted model, not a curated record. NCBI's taxonomy places the organism in Eukaryota, Viridiplantae, Streptophyta, Magnoliopsida, Solanales, Solanaceae.